Danio rerio (zebrafish) is the source of this 2843-nucleotide messenger RNA. NCBI's taxonomy places the organism in Eukaryota, Metazoa, Chordata, Actinopteri, Cypriniformes, Danionidae. The record is from RefSeq and is a predicted model, not a curated record.
AUGACCCAAGUGUUCAUAUGUGUGCAGAACCUCAAAGCAGCAAUGGUCAUGAGCAUUAGAGACGCUUGGUAUAGCAUCAUAGAUCUAGGACAUCAGCCGGUAGAGUUCUCUCGUGAGAAUGAAUUGGCUUUCCUGCCUUUAAUAAGUCAAGAUAGUCAGGCUAGAUCUAGUGGAGGCAAGACAGGGAAAGACUCUAGGGCUGCAGAUAAGACCGUUGCCAUGGUCCUGAAGGAGAUUCCCAAUAAGGCGUCCUCUGAAGGCAAACCCCUCCUCACGGUGACAAACAAGCUGGUGAGCGAGCAACAAGAGAGUCGUCCCUUGCUGAGCCCUUCCAUCGAUGAUUUCCUCUGCGAGACCAAGUGUGAUGGUGCUGCCCGACCAGUAACCUCAAACACAGCAGUACUGUCCUCCUCUCUGGACCUGCUGGAUCUGAGCGAGCCUGGUGAGAGAAGACACAGCAAAGACAGAAAGAGCCCUCUUUCUUCUAAAAGCACACCGUAUAGGAAGAAGCCAGAUGAAACAGAGCUGAUCCAAGUGGACAUUGAACAGAGCAUUCCCUGUUCCCGCACACCUGAAAAAAUCUCAUUGGACUCAGCAGCAGUUCCAUCUUCAUUGGACAAAUGGGAAGAGCUCAACCCACACCCAGAGCGAACUGGUAGCAGAAAGUGGAAACUUGAGAGAAGACGAUCAUCAAAGAAUUCUGGUGAAUUUGUGUGGUCUAUGGAUUGCAAGCCACAGCUAGACACUAGCCACAGGAACUCCCUGGAGGUAAACAAUAAAGUAGAGGCAGAAGCCGGGCCAGUAACCCAACUCAACAGGCAAUAUGUUAGUGGAAGACAUGGCCGAUUGAGCAAAGAGCAGAGGUGGGGCAGCACACUGCUGUCCAGAAACCAGUCUCUGGAGGAGGAGUUUGAGAGAGCGAAGGCAGCAGUGGAGUCAGACACAGAGUUUUGGGAUAAGAUGCAGGCAGAAUGGGAAGAACUUGCUCGCAGAAACUGGCUUACAGAAAAUGAGCAGCCACAGAUUCCCUCCAAUGUGUCUCCUUACGAAAAGGGAUAUUACUUCCACACAGAUAACCCUUUCAAAGACUGGCCAAAUGCUUUUGAGGAGGGAUUGCGCAAGUCGAGAGAAGGAGAGCUGCCGAACGCUGUGCUUCUUCUGGAAGCUGCCGUUCUGCAGGACCCUCAGGAUUCAGAGGCUUGGCUGGUGCUGGGAACCACACAAGCAGAGAAUGAGAAUGAGCAGGCAGCAAUUGUCUCCCUCCAGAGGUGUCUGGAGCUCCACCCCAACAACCUCCAGGCCCUCAUGGCUCUGGCAGUGAGCCUGACCAACACGGGCAUGAGGCAGGAAGCGUGUGAAGCGCUGCUGGGCUGGAUAAGACACAACCCCAAAUAUAAGCAUCUUCUGAAGAGCCGCACGCACCUGCAGGGCUCACCUGGAUCACGGAGACCCUCCUAUCCCUGCCCAGUCAGCUGCCCCCUGCUGCCAGAGGUGAAGGAUCUUUACCUGGAAUCGGCCCAGCAGAACGUGGACACCAUUGACCCAGACCUACAGACUGGGUUGGGAGUGCUGUAUAACCUCAGCUCUGAGUUCAACAAAGCAGUUGAUGCUUUCAAUGCAGCGCUGUCAGUGCGGCCGGAGGACUACCUGCUGUGGAAUCGGCUGGGGGCGACGCUGGCUAAUGGAGAUCGCAGUGAGGAAGCAGUGGAGGCCUAUACCAAAGCCCUGGAGCUCCAGCCUGGCUUCAUCCGCUCACGUUACAACCUCGGCAUCAGCUGCAUUAACAUGGGCGCUCACAGGGAGGCAGCCAGUAAUUUCCUGACGGCCCUUGGUCUGCAGAGGAAGAGCAGAAGUCGUCAGCUUUCCCACCAGGUGAUGUCUGGGAACAUCUGGGCAGCGCUGCGGAUCGCUCUCUCCAUGCUGGACCAGCCGGAGCUCUUUCAAGCUGCUAACAUCGGAGACCUGGAUUUACUAAUGAAAGCUUUUAACCUGGACAUGUGAGAGAGGAAACCCUUUAAACAUGGCCAACAUCCAAAGUCCUUUAUGAGACCAACUUUGUCAAAAAGCAACUUUAUUUCUUUUCUUUUUUCCGCAGAGCACCUUUACAUUCCUGAGAACUGAGUGCUGGAUGGUACUAUUUUAAUAGAUUUGCACAUCAGUUUAAGAUUAAGAGCACAACGCCGGGUGAAGAUUGUACAAGUAUGCCUUAGAGAAAAUAUCAGCUAGUCCUGCUACAGAAGAAAAUCUGUUUUGACUUGUAAUUCUACGACUGAUGAGACGAACGCGGACUAUAAAUGCGCAAGAACAAAACUCCAGAUCAGUGACUUGAUUAGACGUACUGUAUUACGUAGACUUCAUGCAUUGGUUGAAUUGCACUCUUUAUUUGAGAUGGCGAGGUUGUUUUAUUAAUUUGUUUAUUUUUGGGAUUUUGGUGGCACUUGGUUGAACCCUGGACACUCCUCGCCUGAUCUCUGCUGCAUCUCCCCCUUUAUUUCCUGGAGCUUGCAGACCAGAUUUUAAAAAGCCUUACUUAUUGUGCAUGUAAAGUAAGUUACUGAGAUGAUACCAGAUAAAAGCCAUUCCUUGCCAUACUUUGACCUCUUGAUAAAACUGAAACCGAAGUCUACGUUUCAUCAAGGUCUUUUUUUUUUUGUUUGUUUGUAAAACAUACCACAUCUUUGAAGUGUAGUAGGCCUACUGAUUAUUUUUCAGAAUUCAGUGCAGGGAAUUCACAUAUACUGCCCCGCAAUAUCAAUCUAGAUUUGACAGGAAAACAAGUGUCUUUUGUAUUUUUGAAAAAAAAUGCUGCCCAAAAUCUAAGCCAAAUAUGUGUGAUUAUGACC